AAAUGCUGUGCCGUUCUGUGCCAUAGGCGUUCCUGGUCUACGCUGCAGGAGUGUACUCCAACAUGGGCAACUACAAGUCGUUCGGGGACACCAAGUUCAUCCCCAACCUCCCCCAGGAGAAGCUGAAGGCGCUGGUGUGGCAGAGCCAGGUGUUCCGGGACAACCCCGACCAGAUGGAGGAGCUGUGGAGCACCUGCGGAGACCUCAUGUACUCCCUGGAGGAGCGGCAGAAGCAGCUGGGCCUGGGGGAGGAGGCAAGGCUGGGCCUGGGGGUGGGGGAGUACGCGGCCGGCGAGAACCAGCGGCGCAUGCUGGAGGAGUACGUGCGCAGCUUCACCUUCGGCUCCGUCGAGGCCCACAAGGAGGGCUCGCGCUUCUGGAUCAAGGACCGCGGCCCCAUCGUGGAGUGUUACAUCGGCUUCAUCGAGAGCUACAGAGACCCCUUCGGAUCCAGGGGAGAAUUCGAAGGGUUCGUCGCGGUGGUCAACAAGGCCAUGAGCGCCCGGUUCGCCCGGCUGGUGGGCUCGGCGGAGGUGCUGCUGCCCGAGCUGCCCUGGCCCUCGGAGUUCGAGAAGGACCGCUUCCUCCGGCCGGACUUCACCUCCCUGGACGUGCUCACCUUCGCCGGCAGCGGGAUCCCCGCCGGCAUCAACAUCCCCAACUGUGAGGUGCACAAGGCCACAGCGGACGUGGAGGGGGGGCGGGCUCUGUACGAGGGCUACUCGGCGGUGACCGACGACGAGCCCCCCCACUUCCUGCGGCUGCGCCAGACCGUGCUGCUGCGCAAGGAGCCCCGCAAGAUGUUCGUCCAGGCCAACACGCGGGUCAAAGGGGAGGCCGUGGAGCUGCUGGAGUACGAGGGCACCGCGGCGGGCUUGAUCCGCUCCUUCGCCGACCGGUUCCCCGAGGACGCCGAGCGGAUCGAGGACGGGCUGCUGGAGCUGAGCCGGCGCGACGCCCCCUGCUGGUGCUGAGAGCGCGCGCGUGUGGGUGCACACCCUAGGGCGCGAUACGGCGAGGGCCCUGCAGCGCGGGGUUGACCGGCGAGGGGGGCGAGACCCACGGCGUGCCUUCGAUCGCCGCGGCGGGUGGCCACCCAGAUCUGAGCCGUGCGCUGGGUGGAAAGCCCCCCCGCCCCCCCGCCCCCAUCGCGUGCCUUGUCUGCCCUCGGCUGACGAGCGAACCCACAGACCCCGGCCGUGCGACUCGGCGAUAGGUUGGUUCUGUCUGUCCGCUGGUCCUCGUGAAUAAACUGUGCACGUUUUCCACCAGA
Molecule: messenger RNA, 1273 nt
Organism: Lepisosteus oculatus (spotted gar)
Lineage: Eukaryota; Metazoa; Chordata; Actinopteri; Semionotiformes; Lepisosteidae
Source: RefSeq, a predicted model, not a curated record